UUGCCCUUAUAAGCCAUACUCAGUUUUACUUUUGCUGAUAAAAAGUCUUUCAGUUUGGGAAUCUGUCCAUACAGUUAAGUUUCACAGGAGGCAGAGAGUGAAAUGAGGAAGAAGACUGAUGCUGCUGCUUGUUAUUAGAGCUAUUUUUGGCAUUUAUAGUUGCUGAUGUUUUGUUUAUGCACAGUAAACUUUAAACAUCGAGGCAUUUUUGGAUGUUGUAAUGAAAACAGGGAAGGAGAAGUUGGGCAUUUCACCAUCUGCUUCAAAACAGAAGAUAAAAAAGGAGAGGCGCUUUUCAAUCUUGACAGGUUUAACUUAGUCAAAAGUGUGUAAAUCUGCAGCAUGUGGAGUUUUCUGCCUCUCCUCUGGUCCUGGAUCAGUAUCGCUGGUGUCGCAAGUGUUCCAGAUAAACUUUCCGGACACAGAGGACAGAGAUUUGACAUCAAAUGUAGAUAUAAUUCUGGAUAUGAGUCGAACGUCAAAUAUUUUUGUAAGGGCAAGUGCCAUUAUGGAAAUAAAGAGAUUGUAGCCCAUUCAGGAACUCCAGCAAAAGACGAGAGAUUCUCUCUGACUGACGAUACCACAAACAACGUUUUCACCAUCACCAUCACUGAUCUGAGAACAGAGGAUGCAGGAACAUACUGGUGUGCUGUGGAGAGGGUUUUGUUACCGGAUGUCUACUCAGAGAUUGAGUUGCUGGUUGAACAGGAAGAUGCACAAACUCCUUUACCACAAAGAUCCAGAUCUGACUCGGAUUCAAUCAUUGCCAUCGUAUCUUCAGGAGUUUCGGUUUUGCUUCUGACCGGUGCUGUAUUAUUUACUGUGAUCAUACAAAAGAAAAAGAAGACUUGUGGUCCGGUGUCCUCCACCACUGAAGCUCUUGAUCUGACAUUAAGAAAUGGAGAAGAAAACGAAUAUGAGAAAGAAAACCCAACAGUGCUGCCAAACACACACACAGCUCAAAGUGUAAACCGUUCAGCAGAAAACAGCCUUCCCAGAGCAGAAAACACACACGUUUUCUAUAUCAACACUCCAGAUCAGAUGUACACGGAGCUGAACACCAGACAGACUGACCUGUAUCACAGUCUUACCACUGAUUCUGCUCAACACGAGUCCAUCUAUCACAGUAUUUGACCAAAAAAUA
Messenger RNA from Danio rerio (zebrafish), 1144 nucleotides. NCBI's taxonomy places the organism in Eukaryota, Metazoa, Chordata, Actinopteri, Cypriniformes, Danionidae. The record is from RefSeq and is a predicted model, not a curated record.